Messenger RNA from Exophiala dermatitidis NIH/UT8656, 1332 nucleotides. RefSeq names its product alpha-N-arabinofuranosidase. NCBI's taxonomy places the organism in Eukaryota, Fungi, Ascomycota, Eurotiomycetes, Chaetothyriales, Herpotrichiellaceae. Gene Ontology annotation, biological process: carbohydrate metabolic process. The transcript has a single exon. Bases 1 to 1332 code for a protein of 443 amino acids. Gene Ontology annotation, molecular function: hydrolase activity, hydrolyzing O-glycosyl compounds. The record is from RefSeq and is a predicted model, not a curated record.
AUGUCCAACCACCCCACCAGCGACACCGACACCCCCGACCCAUGGAUGAUCAGCGCCAACAACCGGUUCUACCUAACAUUCACAGCCGGCGACCGAGUCGAAAUAUGGUCUUCCCCCACAAUGGAAGACUUCCGACCCGGAAACCCUCAACACCAGCAAUCCGUAGUGUGGAAACCAACACCCGGCACCCCAUGGUCAACCGACAUCUGGGCGCCAGAACUGCACCGUCUCAACGACACAUGGUACAUCUACUUUUGCGCCGCGCAUCCGGGCGAGGGAAACCCAUCCCAUCGAACCAUAUUAUUACGGUCCAGAAACGAGGAUCCAAUGGACCCUCGAGGGUGGGAAUUCUUGGGACCUUUGAAGGGUCUACCGGAUCACUGGAACAUUGAUGCCACGGUAUUUGAGAUCUCUUGCUCUCCCACAUCAUCCCACUCCCACCAAGGUGGGGCGACAACAAAGAAACUAUAUUGUUGUUAUUCGGGCUGGCCGCUAGGCGACCACUCCGACACCCAGCAGGAUUUGUUCCUCGUGGAACUCGCGAGUCCAGAACAAGCGGUGCCAGAAACGCUCACGUGCAUUUCGAGGGCCGAGUUGCCUUGGGAACGACCUGAUGGUGGGAGGAGGGGUGUUAAUGAAGGGCCGACGUGGGUUGAGAUACCUACCGCCGGUUCGAGGUCAGAGUCAGGUUUAGGGUCAGGUGAAAGUUAUUCAUUCCGCGGCAUCGUCUACAGCGCCAACGGCAGCUGGACCAGCGACUAUAAGCUGGGCGUGUUGGAACUUGUUGGCGGCACUGAUGAUCCUCUGCAGCCGUCAUCGUGGCGGAAACGACCUACGCCGCUCCUUGAAAGUGAUAGACGGCAGGGUGGACCGUUUGGACCUGGACAUGCGAGUUUCAUUGUUUUUGGUCAAGCGAGAUGUCCACCACAAAUCUUCUGCAUCUACCACGCCACCGCGAACGAAGGCGAAGGAUGGAACAAUCGCAAAGCGCGCGUUUUGUGUCUAAGUCCGGACCAUUUCCAGCCUCAGGCUCAGACAAUAUGUUGUGCCGAUGCGGCGAUUGCUAAACUUUAUCAUGACUAUGGUUUGGAUCGGGGGUAUGGGCAUGGAUAUGGUGUCGGUCCACAGCAACAACGGCUACAACAGCCGGCUUCGUCAGGACGGGAGCAGUACGUCUAUCCUGGACAGAUGGCGCAGUCACAGACAGGAGUACAGUAUCAGGAUCCCAAUGCAACGGCGGGCCAUGGAGGCAGUGGUCAAGGUGCAGGCCAAAGGAAGAGUUUCCUGGACAAGAUUGGGGAUAAAGUGUUGAAAAGGCUGAAGGAUCUGUGA